AAAAAUGAUUAAAACAAGGAAAAGACAACGCGUGAAAGAUGAAUUAAAUGGUGAAUUAAAUAGUGAUAUUGAAAAUGAAAAAAUUGAAAACAAAAAAUUAAAAAUAGAGAAUGAAGAAACAAAACAAAAAGUCAAAAAACAAUUAAAAAAUAAAGAAAAAGAAGAGAAGCAACAACAAUUUAAUGAAGAAUCGAAAAUUCAACACGUUAUUCGUUUGUCUAAUGUUCCGUAUGGAUUUUUUGAGAAGGAAAUGAAUGGAUAUUUUAGUCAAUUUGGUGAUGUCAAACGUGUUCGCGUUAUUCGGAGCAAAAGAGGUCAUCAUACAGGCUUUGCCUAUGUUGAAUUCAAAAAUGAAAAAGUAGCAGAAAUAGCUGCAAAAUCAAUGAAUAAUUAUUUGUUGGCGGAAAAGAAGUUGAGAUGUUCUGUUGUUGAUCAAGAUAAAAUACCUAAAUGUAUAAGGGGUGGAAAGAGAUUUGGAAAUAUUAUUGAACCUGGAGAGAAUCGUUUGAAGGAAACAUUGAAACGUUUAGAGCCAAAAAAUGAGAAACAAGAACGCAUUCGUUUGAAACGUUUUACCGAACAAUUACGUGAGAAAAUGUUGAAAAUUAAAAAUCUUGGGAUUAACUAUGAAUUUAAUUUUGAACAAAAGUUGGAUAAUUAUCUGGAAAAGAAUGGAAUUGACAAAAAUGAUUUGUUUAAAAAUUAA
Messenger RNA from Meloidogyne enterolobii, 706 nucleotides. The record is from the annotation of a GenBank genome assembly. NCBI's taxonomy places the organism in Eukaryota, Metazoa, Nematoda, Chromadorea, Rhabditida, Meloidogynidae.